Messenger RNA from Daucus carota subsp. sativus, 2322 nucleotides. Its product is annotated as transcription factor EGL1. The record is from RefSeq and is a predicted model, not a curated record. The coding region runs from base 159 to 2042 and encodes 627 amino acids. The transcript has 8 exons. Lineage: Eukaryota; Viridiplantae; Streptophyta; Magnoliopsida; Apiales; Apiaceae. Gene Ontology annotation, molecular function: protein dimerization activity.
AAAAUUUGUACACAUGCUAAAUCUUUCUACACUUUGGUUGGAUGAAGUUGUGUCAUCAUAUUAAGCAACCUAUAUUUUAUAUUGGACAACUACAUCUUAUAUCUGACAAAGUUUAGGACUUUGUGGCUGUGCUGUUGAGCAGCCAGAGAAGAAAAAGAAUGGCAGGGAGGUUGAGGAAUCAGCUUGCUCUUGCUGUUAAGAAUAAGCAGUGGAGCUAUGCUAUUUUUUGGUCCAGUUCUGCUGAACAGAAUGGGGCAUUAGCGUGGGAUGAUGGAUACUACAAUGGUGAUAUAAAGACAAGAAAAACAGUUCAAUCAGAACAAUUAGAUGCUGACCAGCUUGGAUUACAAAGGACUGAGCAAUUGAGGGAACUUUACGAGUCUCUCUUAGAUGCUGAAACAAAUCCACAAUCUGCAAGGCCUACUGCUGCAUUAUCACCUGAAGAUCUCACUGAUACUGAGUGGUAUUUCUUGGUCUGCAUGUCGUUUGUCUUCAAUAUUGGCGAAGGCUUGCCUGGAAGAUCACUAGCAAAAAAUCAAACCAUUUGGUUGUGCAAUGCACGAUAUGCAGACAGCAAAGUGUUCAGUCGUGCUCUGCUUGCAAAGAGUGCAUCGAUUCAGACAGUUGUAUGCUUUCCAUAUUCAGGUGGUGUGAUUGAGCUAGGUACAACUGAUCUGGUUUCAGAGGAUCUAAGUGUUAUUCAGCACAUGACUUCUUUUUUGGAGACACCAGGCACAGUUGUUUCCAAUAAUUCAGCGUAUGUCCCCAAAACUGCAAGAAGUGGGAGUAACAACAUCCGUGCACAGCCAAAUGAGAAGAAUUCCAAAGCCAAUAUGAAUCCGGAUACUAAAUGGCAAAAACCCAAUACUUGCUCCCCGAAUAGUAGUUCAGAAGAUUUUGAGCCAAAUUGCCAGGCAAGGGAAUCAUUAACAGCUAAACACGAGGGUGCCUCUCGUGUACAAAGUUGGCAGUUAAUGGAUGAUGAGAUCAGUAACGGUGUCCUCAAUUCUGAAGAUUCUAGUGAUUGUGUAUCACAAACCUUCGCGAGUCCUGAGAAAAGCGUCCCUCUUCAACAUGAAAAUGAGAUGAAAGAGAACCAUUUACUUGAUCAUGAAGACUCCAAAGAUAUGGAGCUGACCUCAGUUGAGGUUCUAAAUGAUGAUAUCCACUAUCAAGGAAUCGUGUCAACCCUUUUAAAGACUUCCCAUCAAUUAAUUAUGGGACCAUGUUUCAAAAGCAGCAUUAAGGAUACGUGCUUUGUUAGAUGGAAGAAAGGCAGAUUAUCGGGUAGUCACAAGUCUACAGGUGGAACUUCACAAAGAUUGCUAAAAAGAGUAAUUUAUGAUGUUCCUAUAAUGCAUAGCAAUCACUUGCUUGAGAUGCAGGAGAAUAAUGACAAGGGAGGGAAGGCAAGGAGACUAGAGGCCGAUGAGAUUGAUGAAAAUCAUGUACUAGAAGAGAGAAGAAAAAGAGAAAAGAUGCAGGAAAAAUUUGCGAUUCUUGGAUCAAUUGUACCUUCAGCUGGCAAGGUUGAUAAUGUUACAUUGCUUGAUGACACAAUAGAUUACCUUAAGAAUCUCGAGAAAAAGGUUGAGAAGUUGGAAUCUCAAAAGGAACUGCAAGACAUAGAAGCAGCAAGGAGAAAAAGAAGUUGUGACAUAAUAGAAAGCACUUCUGAUAACUACGGCGACAAGAGAGUAGAUAAAUCCCUGAAGCAGGCGCUAAAGAAGAGGAAGGCUUCUGGCAUUAAAGAAGUGAAAGCUAUAAGACCAUUUCAACAGGAGGAUAUUUUAACUGAAGAUGUGACCAUCUCCAAGACAGGGAAGGAUAUUACGAUAGAGAUUCUAUGCCCUUGGAGAGAGGAUCUAUUUGUUGAAAUCAUGGGUGCAACAAGCAAUCUUCAUUUGGAUUUUCAUUCGGUUCAGUCUUCUAAUAUUGAUGGAAACCUCUCCAUGACUAUUAAAUCUAAGGUGAAUCGAUCAACGCCAUCUACAAAGAUAAUAAGACAAGCACUUCAAAAAGUUACUCGAAACUGUGGAUGACAUGAUCAGACCAAAGAUGAAAGCCUGCUUUUGUACAUUUGUUGUCAUAAUACCUCCACUGCAUCUUGAUCAGAAAACGAGGCUCUUGAGUAUGCCUAGUCUAAGUUUCCGUCUACUGCCAUGAUCAGAAUGUGUAUUCAUACUCAAAUGUAACUACCAUCACAUAUGCAUUCUUUUGUAGCUCGAAUCUUGCUAAGUAUGCUGUUUCCUCUCAUUUACGCAGCUUUUGCAUCCCUAGUAGUAUUCUGAGUUGCUAUGUAUGAAUUUCUCGUUACCUGUA